Lycium barbarum (goji berry) is the source of this 890-nucleotide messenger RNA. RefSeq names its product protein DOWNSTREAM OF FLC-like. The record is from RefSeq and is a predicted model, not a curated record. The coding region runs from base 145 to 630 and encodes 161 amino acids. NCBI's taxonomy places the organism in Eukaryota, Viridiplantae, Streptophyta, Magnoliopsida, Solanales, Solanaceae. The transcript has 2 exons.
AUCUGCAUUUCACUUUCACUUUCACUUUCCCCAUUGUUUUCUUCUCUUCACAUUUCAUUUCUCUGUUGCAAACCAAGAACUCUCAUUCACAGAAAGAAGAGAGAAACUCUCAUUCACAAAAAGAAGAGAGAAUCUUUGUAAACCAUGGCAAAAUUAGUAGCAUUUUUCGCAAUUUGCUUGCUCUCUGCAUCAAUUGUUUCAGCCACUUUUGUGGGCAACCCUUUCCUUGUGAAGGGAAAAGCUUACUGUGACACUUGCCGUUGCGGUUUUGAGACCCCUGCCACUAAGUACCUAGCCGGCGCAAAGGUUAGAAUUGAGUGCAGGCACAGGGUGACUGAGGCACCCACUUACACAGUUGAAGGUGUGACCAACUCUAAAGGAGAAUACAAUAUCUUGGUUAACAGUGACCGUGGUGACGAUGUCUGCGAUGUCGUCCUUGUUAAGAGCUCCGAUCCCAUGUGUGCCAAGCCCAAUGCCGGCCGUGAUCGUUCUCGUCUCAUCCUCACCCGCAACAAUGGUAUGAUUUCCAACACCCGUUUUGCCAACGCUAUGGGUUUCCUCCGCGAUGAGCCUCUUUCUAGCUGCACUAAGAUCCUCCAGCAAUAUCAAUUGACGGAGGACCAAUUUUAAAGAUAUACAAGUCGUUCUUAGUUGUGAUGAUGCUACCUUUACUUUUACCUUAUAUCAAAAAAAAUAAAAAUUGUGAUGAUGGUACCCUUAUGUUCGUCAUCGUUUCUGGAUGUUUUGCAUGUGUCCAUUUUGCUUAACAAUAUAUUUUAAUGGCUCGUUAAAUUUGUUACUACUACUUGAUCAUGUCAGGAAUCUCUUUCAUUUUGUGAGACCUACUUAACCUUAUAAUUUAAUCUAUUUGGUUCUAUGCUUUCUGAUAA